AAUAACUCCCUGAUCAUAAUUACCCUAAAAAGUUUUGAAAAUAAUGGGACAAGAAAAUAGCAAGUGCCCUCAUCAAUCCUUAGCAGAGAAACGAUACAAAGUUGAGAGACCGAAAACGAAAAAAGUGUCAUCUGGAAGUGCAACGGAACGAUGCCUGUCAACCCAAUCUGACGAAAAAAAUGCUGCACGUAGGCUUACUGUAUCCAGUUGUGAUGUUAGCGCCGAAGACGAUUUACCGGAAAUCAAGAAGCUUUCAGUAUGCGAGCCAAACGAGGAUGAAGCAACUUCAAUGACAAAUGCUGCAGCAGCCGCUGGUGGAGCAAAAUCGAAGUGCAAGCACUUUUUGACCCGACGAGAGCGCAUUCUACUGGAACAGAGUUGGAGGAAAACUAGAAAAACUGGAGCUGAUCACAUUGGAUCAAAAAUCUUUUUUAUGGUACUAACAGCGCAGCCAGACAUUAAAGCAAUCUUUGGGCUUGAGAAGAUCCCAACCGGACGUUUGAAAUAUGAUCCACGGUUCCGUCAGCAUGCACUUGUCUACACGAAAACCUUGGAUUUUGUUAUUCGCAACUUGGACUACCCCGGAAAGCUGGAAGUCUACUUUGAAAAUCUUGGAAAACGACACGUGGCAAUGCAGGGAAGAGGUUUUGAGCCUGGAUACUGGGAGACGUUCGCCGAAUGCAUGACACAAGCCGCUGUGGAAUGGGAGGCCAACCGACAGAGACCAACUUUGGGAGCUUGGAGAAACUUGAUUUCGUGCAUUAUUUCGUUCAUGCGGCGUGGAUUUGACGAGGAAAAUGGCAAAAAGAAGCAGUAUAGCUAUAACGUACAAGGAUUUAGCUCGAAUCGAGCUCGCCGUUCAAUUUCCCCAUACGCCCCUGGUGUUCACUAACUGAUUUUUUAUUAAUAAUGUAAUCUUUUUCAUUGUUUCAUAUCACUUUUUUGCUGUACCAAAAAAAACUCUUGAUUCGGUCCCAUCUCAAAACAUUUUGUUCGCUUUUUCCAGUUCUGUGAACUGAUAGCUUUUAUCUUUCUAAAACUAUCAAUGGCUUAUCAACUUCCCAUCAUCCCUCCACUCGAUUCCUUGUUUUGAAAUCUGUGAAUUUUCUAAACCUCAACGAGCUCUCCAUGUUUUUUAUUUGUUUUCUGUAUUUUUUUGCUGUCGAUCUUUUUCUUGAUUUUUUAAAAUGAAUUUAUUAAUUAUA
Messenger RNA from Caenorhabditis elegans, 1205 nucleotides. RefSeq names its product Globin-related protein glb-13 (gene glb-13). Lineage: Eukaryota; Metazoa; Nematoda; Chromadorea; Rhabditida; Rhabditidae. Gene Ontology annotation, molecular function: oxygen binding; heme binding. Bases 44 to 892 code for a protein of 282 amino acids. The transcript has 6 exons. The record is from RefSeq and is marked reviewed.